Molecule: messenger RNA, 1128 nt
Organism: Belonocnema kinseyi
Lineage: Eukaryota; Metazoa; Arthropoda; Insecta; Hymenoptera; Cynipidae
Product: nuclear cap-binding protein subunit 2-like
Exons: 4
Coding region: 320-811 (163 amino acids)
Biological process (GO): mRNA cis splicing, via spliceosome
Cellular component (GO): nuclear cap binding complex
Molecular function (GO): RNA cap binding
Source: RefSeq, a predicted model, not a curated record
GAUGACAGCAGUUGUUUCCGGGAAAAGUAGACGCUUUUGUUUCGUGUAAAUUUUGGGGUUUCGCAGCAUUUGUUGCAAGAUUUUCCUCAAUUUUCCUUAAUUUAGACUUCACGAAAUAAUCAGUUGCUAAUUAGCGGAUUAAAGGUUCUCUUGCUGCUGCAGGAAAUGAGCAUUAUUUCACCAGUUAUUUCACCGUCUGUGGAGCUAAGCUCCUAUCGAGAUCAGCACUUUAAGAGAGUUUAGUGUACUCACAACUGCACCAACUGACAAUCUGAUUAUUUGGUGAUAAUCAAUAGAAGAAAGACGUCUGUAGCUAAAAAUGAGCAUUUUUUCGCCCGUUGUUUCCCCAUCUGUGGAGCUAAGCUCCUACAAAGACCAACACUUUAAGGGAUCCCGUGCGGAGCAAGAUAGGCUCUUGAGAAAUUCCACGACAUUAUAUGUCGGAAAUCUUUCGUUCUACACGACCGAAGAACAAAUUUAUGAACUUUUCUCAAAAUGCGGGGACAUCAGGCGCAUUAUCAUGGGUCUCGAUAAAUACAAGAAGACGCCCUGCGGCUUUUGUUUUCUCGAGUACUAUUUGAGAAGUGAUGCUGAAAACUGCAUGCGAUACGUUAAUGGAACUCGUCUCGACGACCGAAUUAUCAGAACUGAUUGGGACGCAGGAUUCAUCGAAGGCAGACAAUACGGUCGCGGAAAAACUGGUGGCCAAGUAAGAGAUGAAUACCGAUCCGAUUUUGACGGCGGUCGAGGUGGAUAUGGAAAAAUAAUUCAACAAAAAGUGACUCCUCUUGCUGACACGUUUGUUCGGUAAACCUCAAACGACCGACUAAUAAUUAGUUUAACCUAAAAUUUAUUGCGAAAAUGUGUUUCAAUUUCUUGAAAUUGUUAAUAUAAAUUGAAUUUUUGAGUGUAUUUACCAGUCAAUUAAACGAAUUGAGUUUCGUUUGCUUAUCCGGGUAUUGAUAUUGCCGAAGAAAAAUGUUUAAGAAUUGUCUUGAAGAAUAGUUUUACAUAUUUUGAAACGAUUUUCUUUCAUAGUAAAUUGUUAUCAAUUCCGGACUAAAUAUCGAAUUUAAGGGAUGUAUGUGUGUAUAUAUUAAUACUCUGAAAUAUAGAAAUGAACUUUAU